AUGGCUCUCAAUCUCCGCCAGAAACAGACGGAAUGUAUAAUCCGGAUGCUGAAUCUGAACCAACCUUUGAAUCAAAGUGGAACUGCAAACGAGGAAGUGUAUAAGAUCUUGAUCUACGACAGGUUUUGUCAGAACAUUCUAUCUCCAUUGAUUCAUGUCAAGGAUCUUCGUAAACAUGGAGUUACACUCUACUUUCUCAUAGACAAAGAUCGAAAACCCGUCCACGAUGUUCCCGCUGUGUACUUUGUUCAACCCACUCAAUCCAACAUCCAGAUGAUCAUUGCUGAUACUUCUAGAUCUCUCUACGAUACUUUUCAUCUGAAUUUCUCGUCUUCGAUCCCUCGCCCGCUUCUCGAAGAACUUGCUUCGGGGACUCUUAAAUCUAGUUCCGUUGAGAAAGUCUCGAAAGUGCAUGAUCAGUAUUUGGAGUUUGUGACUUUGGAAGAUAACUUGUUCUCUCUAGCUCAGCAAUCUACUUAUGUUCAAAUGAAUGAUCCAUCAGCUGGGGAUAAAGAGAUUGAAGCGAUAAUCGAAAAGGUAGCUAGUGGUUUGUUCUGUGUCUUGGCUACGCUCGGUGUGGUUCCUGUUAUCCGAUGCCCUCGUGGUGGACCUGCGGAGAUGGUGGCUUCUUUGUUGGAUCAGAAACUGAGGGAUCAUCUUUUGUCCAAGAACAAUCUGUUUACUGAAGGGGGCGGUUUCAUGAGCUCGUUUCAGCGUCCGCUCUUGUGCAUUUUCGAUAGGAAUUUUGAGCUCUCUGUCGGGAUUCAGCAUGAUUUCAGAUACAGGCCUCUUGUUCAUGAUGUUCUUGGCUUAAAGCUCAACCGGUUGAACGUUCAGGGAGAAAAAGGAGGAAUGAAAUCGUUUGAGCUGGACAGUUCGGACCCAUUCUGGUCUGCAAACAGUUCUCUAGAGUUUCCAGAAGUCGCUGUGGAGAUUGAAACACAGUUGAACAAGUACAAGAGAGAUGUCGAGGAGGUUAACAAGAGAACUGGCGGUGGAAGCGGCGCUGAGUUUGACGGGACAGACCUGAUUGGAAACACCAAACAUCUCAUGAACGCUGUGAACUCGCUCCCGGAAUUAACCGAGAGAAAGCAAGUGAUUGACAAACACACCAACAUCGCAACCGCGCUCUUAGGACAGAUCAAGGAGAGAUCUAUCGACGCUUUCACUAAGAAAGAGAGCGACAUGAUGAUGAGAGGUGGAAUGGACAGAGCCGAACUCAUGGCUGCUCUGAAAGGCAAAGGUACAAAGAUGGACAAGCUCCGGUUUGCAAUCAUGUACUUGAUCUCCACAGAAACCAUAAACCAAUCUGAAGUCGAAUCCGUGGAAGCAGCAUUGAAUGAAGCCGAGGCUGACACAAGCGCGUUUCAGUACGUGAAGAAGAUCAAAUCAUUAAACGUAUCUCUUGCAGCUUCAGCAAACUCAGCAAGCAGAAGCAACAUUGUAGACUGGGCCGAGAAGCUUUACGGGCAAUCUAUAAGCGCGGUCACCGCAGGAGUCAAGAAUCUGUUAUCCAGUGAUCAACAAUUGGCAGUGACUCGAACUGUUGAAGCUUUAACAGAAGGAAAAGCGAACCCGGAGAUCGAUUCUUACCUCUUGCUUGACCCGAGAGCUCCAAAGUCUAGCUCUGGUGGUGGUAGCCACGUUAAAGGACCGUUUAGAGAAGCUAUAGUGUUCAUGAUAGGUGGAGGAAACUAUGUUGAGUAUGGGAGUUUGCAGGAGCUGACUCAGAGACAGUUAACCGUUAAGAACGUUAUUUAUGGAGCCACGGAGAUUCUUACCGGAAGUGAGUUAGUGGAACAGCUUGGGGUUUUGGGAAAGAAGAUGGGUUUGGGAGGUCGGGUCGGUUCGGCGUCAUCGUCUGGUCACUGA
Molecule: messenger RNA, 1872 nt
Organism: Arabis nemorensis
Lineage: Eukaryota; Viridiplantae; Streptophyta; Magnoliopsida; Brassicales; Brassicaceae
Source: the annotation of a GenBank genome assembly